This is a messenger RNA of Penicillium canescens, 786 nucleotides long. It is a transcript of the gene hmgX, whose product is annotated as protein hmgX. The transcript has 2 exons. The coding region runs from base 1 to 786 and encodes 261 amino acids. The record is from RefSeq and is a predicted model, not a curated record. Gene Ontology annotation, biological process: cilium assembly. Lineage: Eukaryota; Fungi; Ascomycota; Eurotiomycetes; Eurotiales; Aspergillaceae.
AUGACGAGCAUCGCAUCCGUCCGCCCGUCAUUAACAUCUAAUGAUUCGGCUGUACUCCAAGCACUUUUCGAUGCCGAAUCUUCUCCAUCAUCAGGAAUCACAGUUGAUUCAUCCCUUCCCUCAUGGCCAUCCUCCUUGAAGAUCUCCCAAGAAGAUCUAUCAUCGCUCAGCCAGCGCGAAACAGAAAUCAUCCGCAAACUACAAGCAGAUGAACAACCGAGCGAAGAAACAGUCAAGUCCGCACUAAACGACUUCGACACACUUCUCAACCAAUAUCCAACAUAUCCCUCCGCAUACACAAACCGAGCACAGACACUCCGUCUCUUGAUCGAUAUCAUCCGCAACAACCACGAAAGCAAGUCGGACAAUGUUCAAGGUUCAAUCUCUGAACUAGACGAGGCAGCCCUCUUCUCACCUCAAACCUCAGAACUAUCAUCUCGCAUUUUUUCCGACCUAGGCCAAGCAAUCAAUCUCGCUACACCUGCCUCCCCCGCUGAUGCUCACGGCUCUUGGCGGAUGCACACACGCACCGGGGCUAUCUACUUCUCAAAAGCUGCGCGAGGCAAAAAGGCCAAGACUGAUGAAGCUGGGUCGGAUAUGUCGGGUCCGGAGCGGUUGAGAGGACUUGGGGCUGAUCAGCUUGAAGAGAUGGCUAGUCGGGAUUUCUUCUUUGGGGGUCGCUAUGGGAAUAAAGUUGCCCAGCAGCUUUCUGUGCAGACGAAUCCUUAUGCGAAGAUGUGUGGGGCAAUUGUUAAGGAGGCGAUGAGGAAGGAGGUUGAGGGGUGA